Molecule: messenger RNA, 2253 nt
Organism: Puccinia graminis f. sp. tritici CRL 75-36-700-3
Lineage: Eukaryota; Fungi; Basidiomycota; Pucciniomycetes; Pucciniales; Pucciniaceae
Exons: 3
Coding region: 1-2253 (750 amino acids)
Source: RefSeq, a predicted model, not a curated record
AUGACCAACAGCUUGAGGAGAGUGGCAAGGGUAUACCAACUAAGAGGAACAACAUCAGCAAGAAACCAACAAGAACAGAAAAACAACAACAACAGAAAGAAGAAGACAACCAAGAAAACCACAAAACGACUCAAAAGCUCACUCUCAUCAGAAAGCCAUAGCAGCUCAGACUCAUCAACAACAACAACAACAACUUCCUUCAUCCAUCACCAUCUACCAACACAAAAGGACAGGAUAAAGACAACUACAACAACAGCAGCUCAGCGGACUUCCUUACUCAAUCUACCAGCCGAACUCAUCUUCCAGAUAGCCCAACUACUACUAGCACCCACUCUGACAAUCGAACAGUGGGACCAGCCAGCAGAUGACCUACUCAACUUCUCAUCCACCUGCCACACCAUCCACCAACUCACAGAAAAACUCAGAUCAAACCAAUUCAGUCUGACCAUCGAUCGAACCAAGCAACACUCACUAACCAAAGCAACCGAUCGGAUCAAACAAUUGAUCAAACACCAACCGAAUCGAUCGAGGUGGAUCAAGAAACUGCUCAUCAAGGACCAUGCUACCGACCUCAGGAACUCAUCCCAAGAGCGCAAGACCUGGUAUGCCAGUCUGGCAAAACUACUCGAACACCAACUCAACUCGAUCGAAUUCUUGUGUUACUCGAGGAACCUCGAACUCGUCACCGAACGAUCCCCACACGAGCUACUCUCGAUCGACCAAAACCUGAUCAACUCGAUCAGCAAGCUCGGCCGACUCAAGAACCUCUAUCUCUCCGGCCUCGAACUCCAACAACCACACCAACACCGUCGAAGGAACACCUAUCAGAUCACCACCCAAUUGCCUGCCAGCCUCGAGAACUUACAUCUCAUUGCCGUCCAUGACUCGAUCCUCUGCCUCAUCAAGCGGUGUACCGGUCUCAAGGAACUCAGGAUUUGGAGAGACUUCCUCAUCAGCUAUCCGUCCAUCGAUCAUUGGCUCUCCGAUCAACAGUGGACGACCCUCAAGAGCUUAAGGCUCAAAGGCUUAUACGGCAACUCGGUCGUUGGAUUACAAUCUAGCUUACGGGAGAGUAGGCAGAUGAUCUCAAGUAAUGGGAUCAAGAUCAACUUGCAUACGUUGGAUCUGGAUGAGCCAUAUUCGACCAACGACCUUCUCCGAUUAUUGGAAGCCUUCAGGUCCCCCGUCCUCAUCACAUUGAGAUUGACCCUUUGGCGUGAUCAGGAUUUCAGUCCUGCUCUUUUCGAGAAACUUGCUGAAAAAUUCCCGAAUCUGGAAGACCUUCAGGUCAUCUUGGAAACCCCCUUACGCCGUUGGUGGCCUCAUAAAUUAGCAGGGAUGAAGUCACAAGUGAUGAUCCUUGGGAACUUUGUCCCGACUCUCGAGCGAGUCUCGUAUGUCGAUAUCUCUGGAUGGCUAGAGAUCGAGCGGCGAUCGGCAGUCGACAUGAGGAAGAGGGACGGGCGAUCUUCCGGGCAGAAAGCAGCCUCCUCCUCAGCGAUCAAGUCAAUCAAAUGGGCCGGCGUACAGUUUAACUAUCCCUUCUUGGCGUGUCAUGAGCUCUUUGAUGGCGGAGAUGACGACAACGAUGAUAAUGGGAAUUUGAAUGAGCUGGGUGAAGCAGGAGGAGAAGUCACUCGGGCGACCAAUGAAGGCCAGGAAGAAGGCGGCCUCCGAGACGCCACGACCAAUCCCUCCGAACUUCCAGAAGAUCGACCCGUUGGAGUAGAAGAUCGAUCUCCAACAAGAGGAGGAAAAGCGACCCCUGUUAUAGUUGGAAAUGAGCACCGGAAGAUUACGGUCUAUGAUCCCUUCUCGGCUGGCACAUCGAACCCGAUCCCCAGCUCGUCACUGACGUCGACCCUCUCCUUACUCUCAUCUUGUUCUCCGCCACCAGCUCCGAACUUGCCAUCCACCUCAGCAAUAGCUCGGUUUGCGAGCGCCAGGAAUCCCGCCGUGAAUGUCUUUAAUCCUCUUCGUAUGCGUAACAGCCAUUCUUAUUCGAGCAUCUUACUUGGUCGGAUCCUCGCUAUUACCGGCUCUUCUUCCUCUUCCGCUGCUUCUUCAUCUUCGUCUUCAUCCUCUCAUCUCGCUGCUUCUACUCCCUCCGACUCGAAUACUCGAUCUCUUCAAUCCUCUUCCACCGCCCCUUCUUCCUCAUCCUCUACCAAUAAUAAUAAUCAUCCUGGCUCGGUGCCUUCUUUGAGCCGUAUUCCUAAUCAUUCCAAUCCAAAUCUUCAUCAUUCAACAUAA